ACCUAUAUAUUUGGUUACUAGGAACUGGUUUUGGUUCAUAAAAAAUUGUAUUGCAGUCAUGGGGACUUACAAUCAUUAUGUAAUUGUUAAGUUCAAGGAUGGUGUCAAAGUUGAAGAACUCAUCCAAGAUUUGGAGAAGAUGGUUUCUGGGAUUGACCAUGUCAAGUCCUUUGAAUGGGGGAAAGACAUUGAAAGCCAUGACAUGCUGAGACAAGGUUUUACUCAUGCCUUUUUGAUGACAUUCAAUGAGAAAGAGGCUUUGAAUGCAUUUGAGGUUCACCCUAAUCAUGUUGAGUUCUCCAAGGUAUUUUCACCUGCUCUUGAGAAGAUUGUGGUGAUGGAUUUCCCAUCUAUUACUGUCAAAGCACCAGCAUGAACUUGAAGACAUUCAAGCAAUUAAAGUUUUCAUGUUUGAAGAGUAUGCAUAUCUGUGUGUGUGUGAAUCAAGUAUAUUUAGUUUGUUGCUGCUAGUUUUCAAGAACUUUGAACUUGAAAUGAUCUUCUAUUUUCCAAUUAAUGGGAUGUUCUACUUAUUGCUAUUUAUUAAUAUACUAAGUAUUUGUCUUAA
This is a messenger RNA of Lathyrus oleraceus (garden pea), 568 nucleotides long. RefSeq names its product stress-response A/B barrel domain-containing protein At5g22580. NCBI's taxonomy places the organism in Eukaryota, Viridiplantae, Streptophyta, Magnoliopsida, Fabales, Fabaceae. The record is from RefSeq and is a predicted model, not a curated record. Bases 59 to 376 code for a protein of 105 amino acids. The transcript is spliced from 2 exons.